AUGAACAAUAUUCCUGUCCUCCUCUCAUUGGCCACUGUACCAUUUAGCCCACGUGAGUCCGGGCCAAUAGCAGGUGUGGAAAGUAACUACUCAGAGCUAUUUAAGUCACCCAUCAUUCCUGAUCUCCCCAGUUCUGUCCAAAUGCUCCCAUCAGCUCUUUUCCUCCUCUUUCUCACUAUCCUCCUCCUGCCUCCCCGUUCUAGUGCCAUCCCUUCCUCAACUAAAUCCGUCCACUAUGUAGUGCAGGAAGAAUGUAGUCCUGGAACUUAUAUCGGCAACCCUAUUCAAGAUGCCAAUAUCCAGCUCAGCAGCAAACAGCCUCUUUCUUUCAAACUUAUGUAUGGUAUGCAAGAGGUCUUCGAUUUAAAUGAGACAACUGGGGAUUUACGAACAAAUCAGCAUCUUGAUCGAGAGGUUUUGUGUGCAACGGAACCCCGUGUUAGGCGGAAAAUUGAUCGACCUCCUCUCAAAAGGCUGGAAAUCAUCAAAGUUAAUAAGGAAAUCAAAUACGCUAAUGUGAUCGCCUCCAGCUCUGCGUCCCCCCAAAAGUGUCAAGUGAAAACUAGUAUUGUUGUCUACGGAAAUGAUAAGCUUUCAGAAACUUGGAUAAAUGUCUAUCUCAUUGUACGGGAUUUGAAUGACAAUCGACCAUUCUUUGAGGACACUUAUUGGAAUCUUACUAUAAGUGAAUCCACCUCUGUUGGCACCACAUUUAAACUACCCCAAGCCAUUGACCCAGAUGAGGGGGAAAACUCCAUUCGUCGAUACGGUCUGGUUGAUGAAAGUUCGCCUACCUGUCGAAAUCGCUUCUCAAUCACUUGUCAAUCUGAAAUUGUCUCUUGUCAUCUACGACUUGUUGUUGAGAAGGCAAUUGAUUUUGAAACCUGCCAAAAUCAUGAUUUGAUCUUAUUUGCUGAAGAUUCUGGCCCCUCAGAUGCAUUGUUGCCUUUUCGCGUUGACAUUAAAGGGGAAAAUGAGUUUACUCCACAAUUCAUUCAACCGGUGACUAAGUUUGCAAUUUCUAGGGAUAGUCAAAUUGGCACGACUAUCACAACUUUUCAUGUUGUGGAUAAAGAUGGAGGAAAGGAUGGAGAAGUCACUUUUCUAUCAAACUCUUCUUACUUUCGAGUUACUGGUGGAAAGUUGAUCCUUAGUAGGAGUCUUCUUUAUUAUCCAGGAAAGCAAAUGAAUGUUUUCGUGACUGCGGCAGAUGGUGGAAAUCCAAAACAACAAUCGACAGUUGAGGUAGCGAUUGAAAUUGCCGGGCAGGAAGCAGAACUUCAACCUGAUCGAAUAUUUAUCAAACCCCUUGGUGGAGAAGCUAUAAGUGGUGUAGAAGCACCAAUAAUUCUCCCAAAUGCCGCUGAAAGGGAUACAUUAGUAGCAUUAGUAUGGACAGAAAAUGAUGCCUCCAAUAUUGACUGUUCUAUCCAACCUGAACUUCCUCACUUCGCCAUUGAAAAUGCAGGUCAUCUAAUGGGAAAGCCAACUUUCACCCUGAAGGUUAGUAGAUCUUACAACUUUUCGGAGAAUUAUAACAUGGUACGGAGUCGCAUUGAACACCGUGAUGUUCGCAUUGUCUGUGGUGGAAGUCAUUUAAAUCUUCGAUUGCGCCUUGCUCCUCCUCUUGGCCAACAAUUUCGUUUUAUUCAUGAUAACAUUCGCCUUUCAAUUGAGGAAUCAUCAAGCCCAAUUAUUGGAUUUUACACCCUUAGAACAGUAAAUGGAAUUGGAGAGGUUCAUUUUUCAAAAGAACGCGGAUUGCCGGAGUGUGAUCGAAUGUAUAUAAAUCCCCAUGACGGUACCCUAUCUCUCCCUGGUGGAAUUGAUCGUGAGGUCACAUCGGAAUUAAAAUGCCUUUUUUCCGCUUUCGACACUGAUGACCCUGUAAAUAGAAUUAAAAUCAGUGUGGUGAUAGUCGUAUUGGAUAUUAAUGAUUGUUCACCUUCCCUCAUAAAAGAACAUUACUUCUUACCCGAAUUCGACAGUGUCUUCCAGCCCCCUGAUCCUUCGACCUGGGUGCCAUUAUUUAAACUGCAUGCCAUUGAUUCAGAUGCGGGUUUGAAUGGGACUAUAAAAUACGACUUGAGAAGCGUCAGAACAUUCGGAAACGGUUCAACCUACGAUAGGAUUCCUGAAUUCCGUUUAUCUGUAGACUCCGGUGAGGUAUUUAUCAAGGGUACAGACUACCCUUUGUUGGAUAGGGAAGAAAUAACCGAAAUCGUCCUCUUUGUAUUCCUCUGUGACAUGGGGAGCCCAUUUCGCCUUUCAGCAGAAUAUGAAGUUCGAGUAACUUUGGAAGACGUGAAUGAUAAUGUUCCAAUCUUCUUUGAUGCAGAAAGUGAUAAUAUUCUGCAAAAUAUGCCCUGGUAUCGAUCUAUUGAGGCAGUUCCUGGAUUUUGGACUCAAAUUCGUAUAUUCGAUCCAGAUUUGGAGGAGAAUGGAACCACCGUGCUUUCGAUUCUUGACAAACCAUUUAUGGAAGGGGAUAAGGAACCCUAUUUACGCCCACAUCAAGUGACUUUGUUCAAAGAUGGACGGCUCUGGGUUCCCGAAUCAUUGACCAAGCAUAUUCCUGUUCAAGCUGUCUACCUUCGAGUAAUAGAUAAGGGAUCUAGACGUCAACUUCACAGUGAAGUGAAACUAAUAGUGGAUCCAGAAAUCGAAUCGCACAAAAGGAAUCAGCUCAAACGUCCAAUGUAUGUAUAUAGAAAUGCUCAUCGUGCUGGCAAAUACACGGAGCGACGAGAUGACAAAAAUUCUCCCACCAUGCUAAGCAGAGUCCAUAUUAUCCUUAUUGUUGUUGGCGUUAGCCUGAUCUGUUGUAUUCUUAUUAGUAUUUGGGUUGCUUGUUUAGUUUUACAAAAUUAA
Messenger RNA from Rodentolepis nana, 2871 nucleotides. The record is from the annotation of a GenBank genome assembly. Lineage: Eukaryota; Metazoa; Platyhelminthes; Cestoda; Cyclophyllidea; Hymenolepididae.